CGUCAGUCGACGUUCUGCGUCUAGGCGCCAUAGCACCCAGUUCCUCUCCCCGGCUUUUUCCGCUGUUCAGUGUGAGAGAACCACGUUGCUUCCCAAGAGUUGGGUUUUUUUUAUCCUCGGCCAGAAACUUUAUUGAUAGAACCACCUUGAGAAAUCCAGAAGACUGUUUGUGAGGUCCCAGUUCGGGCAACGGACCCUGCUCUGCCUUGUAUUGAAAGGGGGCAGGCAGAAUGUCGGAAAAACCGACUCGAAUCGCAAUCGUCAACCACGACAAGUGCAAGCCAAAGAAAUGCAGACAAGAGUGCAAGAAAAGUUGCCCAGUUGUUCGAAUGGGUAAACUAUGCAUAGAAGUGACCAGUCAGUCUAAAAUUGUGUGGAUAUCGGAAUCCCUCUGCAUUGGAUGUGGUAUUUGCAUCAAGAAAUGUCCAUUUGGGGCCUUGUCUAUUGUUAACCUGCCAAGCAAUCUGGAGAAAGAGACCACUCACAGAUACUGUGCCAAUUCCUUUAAAUUGCAUCGAUUGCCUAUUCCCCGACCAGGUGAAGUCUUGGGACUGGUCGGCACAAAUGGUAUCGGGAAGUCAACUGCGCUCAAGAUUCUUGCUGGGAAACAGAAACCAAACCUGGGAAAAUACGAUGCACCACCAGAUUGGCAAGAAAUCCUUACAUAUUUCAGAGGAUCUGAGCUUCAGAAUUACUUCACCAAGAUCCUGGAGGAUGACCUCAAGGCUAUUGUGAAGCCCCAAUACGUGGACCAGAUUCCGAAGACUGUCAAGGGGAGUGUUGGUGCUAUUCUAAGCAGGAAGGAUGACACCAAAACAGAAGACAUAGUCUGUCGGCAGCUUGAUCUGACUCAUCUCAGGGAACGGAAUGUGGAGGAUUUAUCUGGAGGGGAGCUGCAGCGCUUUGCUUGUGCUGUGGUGUGCAUCCAGAGUGCAGAUAUUUUUAUGUUCGAUGAGCCUUCCAGUUAUCUGGAUGUGAAGCAGCGUUUAAAAGCUGCCAUCACCAUUCGCUCCCUCAUUUCUCCGGACAGGUACAUCAUUGUAGUGGAGCAUGACCUGAGUGUGCUAGACUACCUGUCCGACUUCAUCUGCUGCCUUUAUGGUGUGCCUAGUGCAUAUGGAGUUGUGACCAUGCCUUUCAGUGUCAGGGAAGGUAUCAACAUCUUUUUGGAUGGCUAUGUUCCCACUGAGAACCUUCGCUUCCGAGAGACCUCACUGGUUUUCAAAGUUGCCGAGACUGCAAAUGAGGAGGAGAUUAAGAAGAUGUGCCGCUACCAGUACCCCAACAUGAAAAAGGCCAUGGGUGACUUUGAGCUGGCCAUUGUGGAAGGGGAGUUCACGGACUCUGAGAUCAUGGUCAUGCUUGGAGAGAAUGGCACCGGCAAGACCACAUUUAUCAGAAUGCUUGCUGGAGGAUUAAAGCCAGAUGAUGGAGGUGAGGUGCCCAUCUUGAAUGUCAGUUACAAACCUCAGAAGAUUAGCCCCAAAUUCAAAGGAAGUGUGCGCGCACUUAUGCAUGAGAAGAUCAGGGAUGCCUACAUGCAUCCUCAGUUUGUCACAGAUGUCAUGAAGCCAAUGUUGAUCGAGAGCAUCAUUGACCAGGAUGUUCAAAACCUGUCUGGAGGAGAGUUGCAGAGAGUAGCACUGGCUCUGUGUUUGGGCAAACCUGCAGACGUCUAUCUGAUUGAUGAGCCGUCUGCAUACCUGGACUCUGAGCAGCGUCUCAUGGCUGCGAGAGUAAUCAAAAGAUUCAUCCUCCAUGCCAAGAAAACGGCUUUUGUUGUGGAACACGACUUUAUCAUGGCCACUUAUCUUGCUGACCGAGUAAUCGUUUUCGAUGGAAUUCCAUCAAGAAGCACAGUUGCAAAUACGCCGCAGACCCUUCUGGCUGGCAUGAACAAGUUCCUGUCUUUGCUGGAGAUCACUUUCAGGAGAGACCCCAACAACUUUCGACCAAGGAUUAACAAACUUAAUUCCAUUAAGGAUACGGAGCAGAAGAGGUCUGGAAACUACUUUUUCCUGGAUGACUAGCUACAUUUCCUUUGCGCAUCAAAUUGACCUGCCAUGCUACGCAUCCCUCUACAGUCAUCAAGCAAAUCAUAUACUGUUUGAAGAGAAGAGGGCACUUUGACCUGCUGCUCAGCUGUGGGCUCUAGAAGGGGGCACAGAUCAUUGAGUUGAUGCUACUUCAGCCUUCACUUGUCCGCACUCAGCCAAUGCCACUUCUUGAGGAGCACCAGCAAGAGGAAAAUUGUUCUUAUCUUUCUAAUUUAUCAUAUUGGUUUUUUUUUUUAAACAGGAGGUAAUCCUCAUGUCAUUAAAUGCUGGCCACUUUUUCCUUCUGCAUGGCUGUCAUGGAGUGUAUUGUGAAAGAGCAGGUGUUUUUUGUACACCAGAGAGUUUGUAAGACUUCACUCAUGUCUACUGGUGUACUAUCAGUUCAGCACUCCUAUAUACCUGCCCUCACUAGUUUUAGCAAAUCCUUUUAAUCGGUCCAGUGGUCAGGGACAUAAAAUGCAAAUCUCUAACCACCAAAGGGUGACCAAGUAAUAUUACCGCUUCUUUUUCACCACCAAUGGACUGGCCUGACCUAUUCACAUUGAUUGUGACCUUUCCAAUUUACCCAAUACAAGGAAAAAAUAUUAAAAAUAUUACGAAUGAAGUGUUCAUUAUAGUACAGGGUGGGCUUUUUUAUCAUACAAAGUGGAGAACUCCAAACGGAUCAAUUAAUUCAGUCACCAUUGGCUUAGUUUGUAUGAGUGUGUGUGUGUGUAUGUGAGUAUUUAGACCUGAGUGGUCUUUGUUAAAGGCGAUCUCAUUUCUUGAAGACUGAGGUGGAAAUUGUAUCUAAACAAGUGAAAUAAAUCCCAUUUACACAGUC
Molecule: messenger RNA, 2880 nt
Organism: Engraulis encrasicolus (European anchovy)
Lineage: Eukaryota; Metazoa; Chordata; Actinopteri; Clupeiformes; Engraulidae
Product: ATP-binding cassette sub-family E member 1
Exons: 18
Coding region: 231-2030 (599 amino acids)
Biological process (GO): ribosomal subunit export from nucleus; translational termination; translational initiation
Molecular function (GO): ATP hydrolysis activity; ribosomal small subunit binding; ATP binding
Source: RefSeq, a predicted model, not a curated record